AUGUUUGCUGCGAAGUACGUGGUUUGUUUUGGGCUGCUGGCCACAGUGCAGGCAUCUGGCGAACCAGAAUGUCCGUGCAUUUCGAACAGGUCAGAUCUUGACCAGCUGCGGUUGGAUCUGGUAGCGGCGGGGCACACUGAAAACUAUGGCCUGGAGGGUUGUGCUGCUUAUGAUGUGAAUGAUUCAGCAUCCGGCUGUGGGUCCAACGAGAGCCCACACUGCGUGAAUCCUUGGUGCUUUGUUGAUAUGAACCUCUGCCCAUUGAACGUAGAAAAAUGUCACAUGGCUGGUGGGAUGCCAGGCAGCGAAGUCUCUCCAUACUGCCGCACGCGGCCGCAUUUGCCUCGCACGCUGGGGAAUACCUCUGUUUUCUACAGCUAUGAGACGUGCGGGUCUGUGAACAUGUAUGACAGCACCAGGCACUCCAUAAAUGUUGGUGGACACGUUGUGAGGGUGGUGGUGAAUCCAGUGGCACCUUGGGUUUUAAGACGGACUGGUUCCGGUCUUUUGCAGACAAAGGAGCAUGGUGGGUAUGGUGGGCCGAGCUUCGACUUCUUCAUAAGGACCUUGGUGUUGUUCGAGCCAGAACCGAUCUUGAAGAUUCUUCCUGGUUGGGCAACGCCGCAAUCCAAGCAGAAGUUCCAAAGCGACUAUACCGCUUGUGUGCAUGAUGUUGCCCUUGGUACCUUCGACUUGUGCAUCGCAGAUCUUUGGCUAACCCCUGAGCGUCAUCUGCUCGCCAGCUUCGUCCCACCCUUGCGGCAGGACUACUUCUUUCUGGUCGUGCCAAGGAAAACUGAGAGAGUGACUUGGUGGGCUCGAUUGAGCAGUCCUUUUCAGCCAUUCGCACCAAGUGCCUGGUUCGGCAUUCUUGCAUUCCUGUGCCUCAUGUCACUGCUUUUGUGGCUGGUGCAAAUCUGUGAGAAUGACCAGAAUGAGGGCUGCGUCGCAAAAUGUUCUUGGAGCGUGGAAGAACUUGUUCGUACGCAUUUUUACGUCUUUCACGAUUUCCUUCUGGGGCAGAGCAGCAUCCCCGUGCAGAAUGGCGCAACGCGCAAGUUCUUGAGUGCUGCUGUAUCUUUCUUCAUCCUUGUCGUGCUGGCAAGUUACACUGCAAGCUUGGCAUCGAUCUUAGUCAUUCAGCGCCAGAGUGUGGGUACCAUUAGCAACAUGGAUGAAGCCAUCGAGCGUGAGAUCCCCAUCUGUGCGCCGUCAGCUCUACUGAGAACCUUCUCAACUGUCUUUCCACGCGCAAGCUUCGUGGAAAGCCCCGAAGAACGAAAUGGACCGCGCCUUGUGUACUCGGGGGCAUGCGACGCGGUGAUCAUGUCCCAGGUUGCCAUAGACACGAUGCAUGCGGGUCAGUUGCAAGAACGUGACUGCAACGCCGUCGCCAGCGGAAGUAUCACUGAAGAGGUAGGCCGCUGUGAGAGGGACUCUUUUGGGAACCCUCGUAAUGACUGCAAUCUCAUCCGUGUUGGCGACGUCCUGUGGUCCGUGCCCAUCUCCUUUCCAGUCAGUGCAAGAAUGGCCCACAGCAUGUCAUGGGCCUUCACCUAUGCGAUGACGAACGGCUUGAUGGAAGAGAUGAAGAAGCUGAAUGCCGAUGUGUUCCCUGUCCCUCACUGCAGCGUGGAAGACGAAAGGAGCGACGAGGACGGCCUAAAUUUGGACGACCUCAGUGGCACCAUCCUCAUCGCCUUGUCCAUCGCAGCCUUUGGGUUCUUGUGUUUUCUUGGAAGCGUUGCUUGGAGCGUCCUUUGUCGGAAGAGAGCGGCCGGCGAGGCGGAAAGUACCAGCGCAAGCGAGCGGGAGCGGGACAAAGAGCCCAGCAGAGCCAAGCCCAAGCGCCCUCGGGAGAAGGAGGGUUCCCGGCUCGCCAGCCUGGAAGAGCAGCCUUUCGAUGACCAGAUCGUGCCAACUGAGCUGGGGGCUUCAGACAGGGUCGUGGGUCUGUGUGACUGCUUCCAGGCAGAGCUGAGAAGAUGA
Symbiodinium natans is the source of this 1989-nucleotide messenger RNA. Lineage: Eukaryota; Dinophyceae; Suessiales; Symbiodiniaceae. The record is from the annotation of a GenBank genome assembly.